AUGGAGCGGCACUACAAGUGGAUCAACCGUCAAAUCACCAACGCAGCCGAGUCUGGCGACGUCGGAUGGCUUUUCGACGUCAUACAGGAGCACGUGGACGGGAUGAACCUGAUCAACUGCUCCACCGCCUUGCACCGCCUCGCCAAGCUGGCCAUCGGCAGCAGCGUGAAGGAGCGCGAGGGCCUCGUGGAGCACGAGGCCAUUUGGCGCCUGCGCGGGCUGCUGGCGGGGCACGUGUCCGAGAGGGCGGGGGCCCGCGGCGGGGGCGCGCGCGGCGGCGAGUUGGCGUCCGAGAUGAGAUGCCUGAGCAUCAUCUGCUGGUCCUGCGCCACCAUGCGGAUUCGAGAGGCGGGCUUCUUCCAGUACGUGGCGUCCAUCUCCAGCGAGAGGCUCUCGGGGAUGAAGCCGUUCGAGCUGUCCAACAUGCUCUGGGCCUUCGCCAAGCUCUCGUUCUGCCACUCCGGCAUCUUCGAGGGGUUGGCCCCCCACCUGCUGCGCCGCCGGCCGGGCCAGAUCAGCCCGCAGGUCCUCUCGACGAUCGUCUGGGCCUUCGGCACCGCGAAGGUGCACCAGGCGGCCCUGUUCUCCAGCGUCGCGCGCGAGCUGUCGCAGCACACGUGGAACAUGGGCCCCCAGGGCAUCGCGAACACCGCCUGGGCGUUCGCGCGCGUGCGGCACCAGGAGCCGCGCCUCUUCCGCCUGCUUGCGGAGGCGACCGCCCAGGAGUCCGUGCUGUGGAGCUUCAAGCCCCAGGAGCUGUCGAACAUCGUCUGGGCGUUCGCCACGGUGGGCCUGACGCACCCGCCCCUGUUCGAGAGCAUCAUGGAGGUCGCCGUGCGGCGCAGGACAGAACUACCGCCGCAGAACAUCGCCAACAUGCUGUGGGCGUACGCGAAGCUGGAGGUGCCCUGCCGCUGGCACCUCUUCCCUGCGCUCCUCGAGAUCACGGAGGGGCACCUCGGGGCGUACAAGCCCCAGGAGGUGUCGGCCAUCCUGUGGGCCGUGGCACGCGAGGUGAAGUGCAGCCCGUCGUGCCGGCACUUCUUCCUGGCGGUGCCCCGCCACUUCGAGGGCCGCCUGAAGGAGUUCACCUCGCAAGGUCUGGCGUGCAUGGUGGAGGCCUACACGCUAGCAGAGGUGGACGGCCUCAGCUUUUUCGACAGCAUCUUGAGGGAGAGCAUGAACAAGCUAGACAGCUUCCAGCCGCCAUCACUCUGCACCCUCUUUCGUGGGGUCGCUAUCAAGGCUGGCGGCCCGAGGGGCCCUCCUUGCAGACAGGAGUCCUCGCACACGUCGGAUCACCUCAGGACCAUAUCCGACCACAUCGCCGCCAGGUUGCCCGAGAUGCAGCGGCAUAACCUCGCGCACCUGGCCCAGAGCCUGGGCCUCCUUCCCACGCACUUGCAGGUGACGAGCGCCGUGAGGCUUGCGGAGAGCAGCGCCAUCCUGACCGCCAGGCACGCCCAGGGCGGCCCCGUCGAGCCCAUGGGCCUGACGUGGGCAGCCGACCCGCAGGACAGCCAGGAAGUGCAGAUCCUGGACGCCAGCGACGCCCCGACGCCCAGUCGGGGCGGUCCUCCUGGCUCGCCGAGGCGAGGCGGGAAACGGCAGCCCCAGUGGCAGGGCCUCGAGUUGUGCUCGCCGCCGCCGUCGCGGCCGCAGCUCUUCCUGGAGCUGCGACCGUCGCUGGCCGCCGGGGACGCCCUCGAGGACAUCCUGACCGUGCCCAGCCCCCGCGAUCGGCAACGCAAGGCCCACGAGGCCGCGGGCGAGGGCGCCCUGGACCGAGCAGCUGUCCUAGAGGGCCCCUGGCCGGAGGCCCUGGCUCUCGAGGACGAGGGCGCCCCGCCGCCCAAGCAGCUCCCCCCGCGCGCGGCCCUGUGCACUCCGCCGGCGGGGGCCGCCGCGGAGCCCGCGGAGGACGAGCCCGAGCUCCCGUCGGAGCCAGCGGAGGUGUGGCCGCCGACCCCCGACCAGUCGCCGCAGAGCUCGCCGCGCCUCGGCCACGAGGCGGACUACUCGAUGGCAGUCUUCGUGUUCUGA
Molecule: messenger RNA, 2043 nt
Organism: Prorocentrum cordatum
Lineage: Eukaryota; Dinophyceae; Prorocentrales; Prorocentraceae
Source: the annotation of a GenBank genome assembly